ACGUUUUUGCUAUCAUUAAUCACGAUUCUGUUGCUGGUGGCACUUAUGGUAGUAUCAACGUUGUGUAUCUCAACAAUAAUGACUAUAAAAAUAAUGUCACCGUUACAUUACAAGGAUGUACCCCACUUUGCUUUAUCUCCGUCAAAAUAAAUUUUGAUCAAACUAAAAUAUACAAUGAUCCAGAUAACAUCCCUAAUUAUUACUGCUUACUUUCUGAUUAUACUUUUAAUCUUACCGUGGACAUGCAAGUUCAAUACACCGGAAUCAGUCCCAACAGCAAGCACCCCGCCCCUCCGUCAGUAACUUACGAAUAUUGCUUGAAAGGAAUAAAUAUAGAGACCGGUGCCCCACUGGAUCCUAAACCGGAUCCUGGAAUUGCAUCAUGCAUCAAUCAUCUGCUGGAGCAAACUGCACCGGCCUUUUAUCCUGGCCCUUUCGGAAACUAUUUGAACAUCGAAGCAAGACGAUAUCUCGAAUAUCCGGUUAAUAAUUCAAGUCCUAGUAUAGCAAGACUGGUUUUCGCCUCUAAGAAUUAUUUGACGUAUUUAUCCAUUUUCUACGAUGGAAUUAAAUAUUCCUUCGAAGAAUUGAAUCGUAUAUUACCUAAUAUGGUAGAUGAUUUAACUCCUCAUGCCGAAACUGGUCCCAAUAUCCUGCUCAUUAAUUUGUUAUUGGUCUUUUCAACUGUUAUUGGUGCCAUUAACUUCUCACCAUUUAUGUUACCUCUCGGCACUAUCGCUGGAGAAGAAUUUGGUUUUUUUAUGCAAAGAAUUCUUUCAGGUAUUCUCAGUACUGGAGCAACCAAUCUCGGAUUCAGAGGGAAUCCGGAAGCUCCUGUUAGGAAUUUAGGUGACCUUCAGAAUCAAGCAGAAACUAACAUGUUAAAGUCAUUACAAUCCAUGGUAGAUGAUACUUUUAAUAAUGGAGUCAAUUAUACAUUAAUUGACAAAUACAUUGACUUUAACGACACUCUAUAUAGUGAUGUAGAUGUCGGUAACUCGCUUUUACCCGGACUAAAAGCAGCGUUUGCAAGUCAUAUUCUUAACUUCUACGACGUUGUAGUAUGUAAACCUGAUAACGUCCAAUCAAUUUGUGGACCUGGAAGUUACUACUGCUGUAGGUGGGCAAAAGUAUUAUGUGUUAUACGAUUUGAAUGUAAUGAUCCGGUUGGUCCCCCAUCAAUUGCAGAAUUCAAGGGGGAUUCAAAAACGGUGGAAGUGGUGUUCAUAACAAUCUCAUAA
This is a messenger RNA of Racocetra fulgida, 1241 nucleotides long. NCBI's taxonomy places the organism in Eukaryota, Fungi, Glomeromycota, Glomeromycetes, Diversisporales, Gigasporaceae. The record is from the annotation of a GenBank genome assembly.